AUGCUACAACUCUUGAGCCCGAUUGGACCGUUCCUCCCGCUGACGAUGAUGGCGAUGCGAGUUGCGGUUUCUACAACACAAUGGAUUCGACCCUUUACGAUGCGCUUGAAUUAUUGCAGAAGAGAUCACCGUCUGGUAAGAUGCCCAAUAUAACCGUUGGCCAAAAACCGCUGGCCGUCGAAGCUGCAGAGCACAUGCUGGAAGAGAGUCUGAGGCUUCUGUUGGACCACCGUGUAGUGGGUAAUGUCAAGUUCAUCCCUGCUAUAGUCAUGCAGGAUUUGGAACAUUCCGUGGAGAUGAAGCCGUUCAUGCGUCAAAGAUAUCAGAAAGUGCAUAGACAGAUAGGGUACCUGUUGGAUACCUUCCUGUUGUGCACGGAGCCAUCGCAGCAUUACUUCUCUGCUGUGACAGUUGUCAAAGAUCAACUUGCACCUUCUUUCACGCAUGGCUGGAUCGAUGAACUUAUUUGGCAAAAACUGGUUUUGAAAGAUAUGUUGGUAUUAGACUCCGCCACUUGGAUUCAUGUGCCGUCUACAAAUAUCAUCAUGAUCCGAGUAUGUUACUACACCUGGGAGUUAGAUUCUCACUCAUAUUUACAGGUUUUAAUGCAAAAGUUGGAGAAAUAUCCUGGAAUUCAAUUUGGCUGGAGUCUGGAUGAGUACGGGCUCAUCAACUCGGCUGCUGCUCCUGGUGAUCCUCUGCUCACAUACAAGGAGCACAGUUACUCUCCAGAUCCGUUAUACAGCCUACCUUCGAGUUCGACCAUUGUGGUGUUCCCAUGUCUGCGGCUGACUAGUUACGGAGGACACAAACAUGUUCGUGCCAAGUAUGAGGAACUGCGAAGGAACCUAUCAACUCGAGCUUCUGGGCCAGAUUCAGCUGACUGUGAUGUACACGUGGAGCGCACUCUAGAUGAGGCAUACUAUCCAGGGCUCGAGCGAAAGAAUCUUCAGACCCGAAACAAAGACCAAAGUAUCUGCCACAAAAGCAUACCCGAAUCUGAAGAGCCGGAUGAUGAUUCACCUUUGCUGAUUGUACCGCAACUAUGGCUAUGGAGAAAGAAAUCGUUGCUUCUCACUGCCUACAGCUUUACACAAGAUCUUGGGGAUGUGAAAUUUGUGCAAAUGAAAAGCACAACGGCCGACCGGCCAAUCUACAUAUAUGAAGUAACGGAUGAAAGGCUUACUCUCAAUCCAUUGCUUCAGAUGGGACUCCUAAUGGCCACGUGCAUCGAGUACUUCGGUCAAGAACAGUUGCUACAAGGGAGCGACGUCAAAUCCCCGCCCACGCUCGUUCUCUACGAAAGACGUGUAGUGUCUGUACUCUCUGGGGUUCAGGACUACAUGCAAGCGUCGACACGCAACAGCAUCAACUACGAUGAGGAAAAGAAAUUUCACCACACCAUUGCGGACGUCCGCAGUGAACUUGCGAUGAUUCGGCAUUUUCUCACAGAGCAACAACAGAUCUUAGGCAGCCUAUUGCUCGAACACGACCCAUCACGAGCAGACAAGAAACAGAAGCCGCAUGUUCCUAGAGACCCAAAUCUAACAAGCGAAGAUUCACUUUGGAAAACGGUCGAAAAGGCAGAAAGCAAGCUCGCUCUCUAUCAAGACACAGUACAAAAGAUUGAUGGAGAUGCAGAGCGGAUAGGAGCAAGUAUCCAAGACAUGCUGAACUUGAAGCGUACGUAUGCCAGUGUCCAAGACUCACACGCGAGUGUGCUCCUCAGCACCGCUGCUCUUGGCUUCGCCAUCGUCACUAUCAUUUUCACGCCCUUGGCGUUUCUCACUGCAUUAUUCGCCCUUGAUAUCCAGGGAUUCGACAAGCUUCGCAAUCCUACUCUAUCAGCCGCUACGGAAAGUGCAGUCACUAUGGAUAAUCAGACUCUCGUCGUCAACGUCAACGUAACCUCGGAUGACUCGGUCUACAAUAGUGCCAAGAUGGGCGGCAUUUUUGUCGGUACAGAGAUCUUGACGAUAGUGCUGACUUUGCUUCUGGUAUGGGGUUCAUUGAAAUAUGUCGGUAUCAAUAUCGGCGACAUGCGCACUGCACACAAGGAGAGCAAAACACCAAAGGAAGAAAACAAAAACACAAGUGUCAGUGUUUUUGCUCGUGUCACGGCACCAGUAGCGAUAGAUUCAGUGCAGAAGCGGAGCCCAGUUGGUAAAGUAGAAAAUGUGUAGAUCACUGGGGAGUGCGUAACUCAGGGGUUAGCAAAAUACGGCAAAUUGAUUUUGAAUUUUAGCACACGUCUGCA
Boeremia exigua is the source of this 2257-nucleotide messenger RNA. RefSeq lists its product as uncharacterized. Bases 81 to 2183 code for a protein of 700 amino acids. NCBI's taxonomy places the organism in Eukaryota, Fungi, Ascomycota, Dothideomycetes, Pleosporales, Didymellaceae. The record is from RefSeq and is a predicted model, not a curated record. The transcript has 4 exons.